AUGACCACCACAGUGACAGCUUGGCCCCCGCGGCCUCUCCCGCGCAUCUCCAAGAUCGCAGGCAGGUACCUCGUCUUCGACCACGAGGACGCCUCCGUCCUCCGCCGCGAGGCCAACACAAACGGCUCCCUGGUAGGCACGCUGCCGCAGCAGCCCACGCAGAACAUGUUCCUCGGGCUCCCCAUCGAGCUCCGUCCCGAGGAGGCCGAGGCGCUCGUCCACAAGAACCUUGCCCGUGUCGUAGAUGAUGUCGCCGCGCACCAGGCGGCCCUGCUGCGCUCGCCUGAAAGCCGCGCCGCGUAUAUCCAGUCCCUCCGCAGAGACAAGGCCGCCGCCCACAAGGUCCUCGCCGAGCGCGCAGCGCAAAAGGCCGCCGUAGCAGCUGGUAAGGCGGGGGGACGUAAAAAGUCAAAGUCAAAGGCCGAGCCAGCUCCUGCUCCUGCUCCCUCUGACGGCGACGACACCCUGUUCGCCAGUGCUCCUCCGCCGGCCGUGUCCUCGGCGUCCACCCCCCGUGUUGCAGAUUCCCCCAUGGAUAAUUUCGGCGUCACGCCAACCUCGAGCAGGGACCUGAUCCCCGCAGACGUAGACCGCGAGUUCGAGGUCUCGAAUACCCCCCAGGGCCCCCUCGCGCGGUACCUGCAGGACGGAGGCUACCACACCACGCCGGGUCUGCGGUUCGGCUCAGAGUACAGUGUCUACCCCGGUGAUCCGUUACGGUUCCACGCCCACUUCAUGGCCAACCAGUAUGACUGGGACGAGGAGAUUCCCAUCCUGGAUAUCAUCGAGGGGGGCAGGCUCGCCACGGCCGUCAAGAAGGCCUUUGUCAUCGCCGGGAGCGAUCCUUCCAAGGGCGAGGCGCCGGAGAACGUGAUAGCAUAUAGUAUCGAAUGGGCGGGCAUGUAG
Molecule: messenger RNA, 906 nt
Organism: Clonostachys byssicola
Lineage: Eukaryota; Fungi; Ascomycota; Sordariomycetes; Hypocreales; Bionectriaceae
Source: the annotation of a GenBank genome assembly